Xylaria bambusicola is the source of this 1026-nucleotide messenger RNA. RefSeq names its product lytic polysaccharide monooxygenase. Lineage: Eukaryota; Fungi; Ascomycota; Sordariomycetes; Xylariales; Xylariaceae. The transcript is spliced from 7 exons. The coding region runs from base 48 to 755 and encodes 235 amino acids. The record is from RefSeq and is a predicted model, not a curated record.
GUUAAUCUUAGGCUCUAUUACUUCUUGUUUUCGUCCAAUUGCCCAACAUGGUCAAAUCUUUCUCAUUCGUGGCCGCAGUAGCUCUGCUAUCUGCUCCCUUCGCCAGUUCUCACUAUAUCCUGAACAUUCUUAUGCACAAUGGCAAGCAAGUUGGAGGGGAAUACACUUACGUUCGAAGGAACACCAACUCCUAUAUGCCCUCUUUCACGGAGAUCAUUGACUCGAAUGAUCUAAGGUGCAACAAGGGUGCAACGAGCGCUGGAACGAAAACCUACAUGGAUGUCAAGGCAGGCGAUAAAAUUGGUCUCAAGUUGUUCAACAAUGAAUUCAUCGAGCACCCUGGCCCCGGGUUUUUCUACAUGUCCAAGGCUCCAGGCAACGUGAGUGAUUACGAUGGAUCUGGAGACUGGUUCAAAGUAUGGGAGUCUGGCCCGACUGGAAACCCCACUUCUACUGGUGGAUGGCCAACUUACGGAAAGUAUACGAUGGAGUUUACACUACCCAAAAAUAUAGAGGACGGCGAGUAUCUGCUUCGUGGGGAGCACAUUGGUAUUCACGAGAACCAUGUUGGAAAGCCACAGCUAUACAUGGAAUGCGCACAAAUCCGCAUCACUGGCGGCACCGGCCCGGUCAAGCCAUCUCCAGUCUCUAAGAUCCCGGGCAUUUAUAAAAAGAAUGACCCCGGUCUAACAUUCAACUUCUGGGGCGGAAAAGGUGCUUAUGUCAUGCCUGGACCUGCUGUUGCCAAGUUCUAAGGGCUUCAACUCCGUACCUAAAGAUCUCCGUGAAAUUCUCAAAAGAAUGGAACGUAGAUCGUUGUCCCGAGAACAGGCAGUUCACGCUAAUAGAGCAUGACAAGCUUUUGUGAUCGUUUGUCUACCUCAAUUAUACGUAGCCAAACUAGAUAUGGUCAACUAUACUUUAGUUGGGUAAUCUAAUGUAUGCUCUUGUGCUCUCCCUACUACGCCUAUAUUUCUCCAGUCCCGGCCCAAACUUAGGCAGUCAAAAAUCUUUCUGAUAUUUUAU